AAAAAAGUUCAACAUACACAAAAAAAGCACGGUUUGGUACGUACGGUGCGAAAGAAGUUCAGCAUACAUACGUAUAUCGGGGCAGCACGCCGUCCACUAGCGCAAUACACAUGGCAUCAUAGCGUGAAGCGUGCCGUGCGAGAGGGGGGCGGGAGGAGGGGGGAGACGUACGAGACACACGGGACGAGACCCCCCGCCCGCCCCGUCCCCCCAAGAGCCCCUUCGCGUCUCUCAACAAACCUCCAGCGUCGCGCAUUCUCGCCACGCCAAUCACCGCGCGCACCAAGACGAGGAGGAGUGAGAGGCGCAACGGGACGGAGGGGACCUAAAGCGGUGGUGGUGGGGGGGGGGGCGGCUUGCGUGAGAAUUCCGGCUCAACCCCCCCCCCACCCACUAACCACCACGCUCGCUCACGCCGACUAAGAGCGCCGCUGUUUCUGUCGUGACCACCACCACCACCGUAGCAGCAGCAGCAGCGCGCUGUUGCCUGCGCGAUCCUUUGGCGCGCACACCCUGCUCGGAGCCGCGUGGACAGACGCAGCCCUGGGUGGACGAGACGCAGCCCUGGGUGGACGAGACGCAGCCCUGGGUGGACAGACGCAGCCCUGGGUGGACGAGACGCAGCCCUGGGUGGACGAGACGCAGCCCUGGGUGGAUGAGACGCAGCCCUGGGUGGACGAGACGCAGCCCUGGGUGGACGAGACGCAGCCCUGGGUGGACGAGACGCAGCCCUGGGUGGACGAGACGCAGCCCUGGGUGGAUGAGACGCAGCCCUGGGUGGACGAGACGCAGUUAAUGUUGUGAGAAGAUCGUUCCAGCGGCCUUAUUUCGCCUACCGCCAAGUUUGGGCUUGUUGUGCCCGCACCAGCUGGCAGUCCCGACUUGACACGGAUUUUUGGUUGUUGUCGAGGUGGAUGAGAAGAGGGAGAUCGACGCUUUUUUUAUUUUCUUCGUGGUUCCCAAAGUACCGAAUUGAAAGCGGCGCCUCGUUUUGAUCUGCGUCAAUUAAGGCCACGUGUUCAGUCGGGUGAGUCAUUGUAGACACGUGGUAGAGGCUGCACGUGGUGUUUAUUCGCUUUCGUGUGGAUCAUAAAAGACAUUACGAGGGCUUUACCGACCGAGGCUGUGGUCAGCGGUAGCGAUGCGAGGGUGUAGUAUUAUUAUUAUGCGCGUGCAUGACGCACGCACGCGUGUCGACUAGGUGACAGUAAAAUAAUGCUUAGGUGAGCAGCAGUGGUGGCUUGACCGGUGUAAUUCGUGACUAUCCAGCGCGAGUUGGCGCCGGAUGAAGCAUCACCAUCUGUUUAGGCAAUGGUUAAAUUCUGAGACUUUCUCUACUCACCAUAGGUGGUGCUGACUCGUGCAUGCCUCACAUUCUCAGCCCGCAGCUGCAGCUGCAGCUGCUAGCCCGUGUGUAGUCAACCGACGGUUUGCAUCGUCAUCAUCAUCAUCAGCAAGCCACCAGCUAGCUGCCUUCGCGAUUUCUCCAACAAUGGGCCACUUCAUCAAUAACAGCAGCAGCCGAAGCUUCAACGACUCCUUCUAUGACAACGACGCCUUCAACAGCUCGGGGCAGACGUGGGACGCAGACGCGAGCAACGUGGUCAUCCCCUUCAUCUACGGAGUCGUGUGCCUGGUGGGUCUCUCGGGCAACUCCCUCGUCAUCUACAUCAUCCUGCGCUACGCCAAGAUGAAGACGGCCACCAACAUCUACAUCCUCAACCUGGCCGUGGCCGACGAGCUCUUCAUGCUCAGCGUGCCCUUCCUGGCCACGGCGGCGGCGAUGCACCGGUGGCCGUUCGGCGCGGGCCUGUGCCGCCUCGUGCUCAGCGUGGACGGCAUCAACAUGUUCACGAGCAUCUUCUGCCUCACCGUGCUCAGCGUGGACCGCUACAUCGCCGUGGUGCAUCCUAUCAAGUCGGCGCGUUACAGGCGACCCACCGUGGCCAAGCUGAUCAACCUCGGCGUGUGGGUCUUCUCGCUGACCGUCAUCAUGCCCAUCAUCGUCUACGCCGACACGGACUUCAUCCGCGAGGACCUCGUGAUAUGCAACCUCAUCUGGCCCAACGAGACGUGGUCGUCGGCGUUUGUCGUGUACACGUUCACGGUGGGCUUCCUGGUGCCCGUGGUGGCCAUCUGCCUCUGCUACCUGCUCAUCAUCGUCAAGAUGCGCGUCGUCGCCCUCAAGGCGGGCUGGCAGCAGCGGCGGCGCUCCGAGCUCAAGAUCACGCGCAUGGUCAUGAUGGUGGUGGCCGUGUUCGUCGUCUGCUGGAUGCCCUUCUACGUCAUGCAGCUCGUCAACGUGUUCAGCCGCGCCCUCGACCCGCGCCUCACCAACUUCUUCGUCAUCCUCAGCUACGCCAACAGCUGCGCCAACCCCAUCCUCUACGGCUUCCUGUCGGACAACUUCAAGAGGCUCUUCCAGCGCAUCCUGUGCCUGCGCUGGGUGGACGGCACGACCGAGGAGCCCAUGGACUACCGCGCCACGGCGCCGCGCAGUCGCCCGCCGGGAGGGCAGCCGCUCCCCGCGCAGCCGGCGGCGGCGGGGGCGCACCACCACCACCACCACCAACACAACAACAACAGCAGCAGCAACCCCGGGGCGAACGCCGCCACGGCCGCACUCAUGGCCGCCCGCUUGGCCGGGAGCAGCACGGAACAGGGAGGAGGAGGCAGGGCGCGCGCGGACGUGGGCGGCACCGCCAGCGGGAACUCCAGCACGGCGGGGGUGACCCCCGUGGCUGCCGCGGAUAAUUGCGCGGCGGCGCCGGUGCACACAGUGUUCGGCAACGGCAUGUGCACGUCGCACACCACCACCCUGUAGCCAGCACGCGCGUGGCACGCACGUGGCACGCACGCACACUCGCUCGCCCGCUCGCUAGCCCCCGGUGCGCGUGGUGUUCAUCUCGUUUGCACGUUGGCGACUCGCCGCCCUGCCCCGUUCCCUUGGAGCCCUCUCUCUCUCUCUCUCUCUGGCCGAGCUGGUUUUCUGUGUUGCGGCAUCACUACGGCGACUUUGUAGAACUUUCUGACCUGCCCCUGCUGUACGUCUGUGUAAAAAAAAAAAAAAAAGAGCUUUAAAGCUUAUUCCUCCAGUACAAAAACAGAUUUGAAAUCUGAAAGUUAGGCUGCCUUUAUUAGCGUGAUAAUUUUCAGUGCAAUAUACACUGUGAUUUAGUUUUUGCAAAUUUUCCACGUUAGAGUGUUUAUUUAUAUAUAUUGCAGUCUGUCAUUACAGGCGUCCCUCGUUUUACUCAAGGGAUGCGUUCUUCAAUAAGCACGGCAUUGAACGAAAUUUCGUAAAUCGGAAUGGCUUUUCACACUCAUAUCAUGCUUAAAAUUCGGGAUGUGUUUCGGACAGUCAUUCCAACUCUUCUCCUAACCUAAAAUAUACACCUAUAUCACUUUCCCCAGUACACUGAUUAACAACAAAGAACAUACACAUGAAAACGAUUGAAUAAUAAUUCAUUUCAAACAAAAAUAAUUAACCUUCCGGGGAAAGCACCAACAGAUCUGCAUUUUGGAAUGGACUGGGAAGGUGAUGUCGAGGCGUUACGACUUGGUGCACUGUAGCAACACCGUGACGCUGUGGCGGAUGGAUGAUGCAGCCUCCCGGGUGCUUCUUGUUUUUUUUUAUCUAACGGCACGUGCCCUGUGGAAUUUCGUUCACGCGGAAAUUCGAUUUCGUUGAUCGAAAAGUGUCCACAAUUUGUCAAGUGCGAAAUUUCAUGAACCGAACGUUCGUAAAUCGAGGGAUACCUGCAUUCAUGUGUAUGCAAGAAGAACUGUAUUCAAUGAUGUAAAUAAAGAAAUACAUGGAAGUUCAACUGUGAAAUUGGGAGGGUAAUUGCUGCUGUAGGAUGGGUGGUUGGAUAUGCGUUGGCGAAAUGUGAUUUUUUAUAAACAUAUAUAUGGAAGUGUAUUUUAAGUAUAGGAGGUGACGACAAUGAUGGAUGUUCUGACAACUUAAGCUGCCACGGCUUAGGUGUUCACGGUUGUGUUGUGCAGCUUCCUCCGAUGCGUUUUAGGAUGGUACCGCGUGUUGUUCGACACGAUGUCCGACGUUUCACUCCGCGCGCUGGGAAUUAAUUUCCCGAAGCAGCCGAGCAAACAUGUUGUAUACAACCUGAAACACAUUACAGAGCAACAGAACCCAUUGGGGUUUUUUUUACUCCUUUUUAAUUUCCACUCUACAAAAGCUGAUUAAUCUAGCACUCAACAACAUUAUCGAUUCUUCGCACACCAUUCUGGCGCAAAGGGAAUGCUGUCUAGCUAAGCACGGAUAUGUUUAUCCAAAUGGGCAUUUAAAAAUAGCAAAUCUGCAGAUUAACGUGUUAUUUGCUUUCUAUUUGUUUUGGUUAUUGUUAUUUUUUCACGAGUAAAUUUCAAUCAGAAAUGUAAGUGGAUGACAUCAUGUUUUAUUAUUACCUGGAAUAGUCACGCAGCAUCUGAUUGCAUCAUUAGCAAGGGUAUGUGCAACUCUCUGUGGACGGUCCAUCCAUACGGCAUGACUUCAGGUGACGGCAAGAAGACGGUACCGUCUAUACUUUCAUCUACACGGGUUCGUUAAUGGCUGCUCUCAUAGGCCAUUAAAAACUAAGGCUGGAAAAAAAAAGUACAUCGAUGUGAAAAUGGCCAAUAUAUGCGUCCGUGUUUUAACAGCAAUAUUGAUAAGUAUCUAAAAAUAUAUUUUAUAGCUCAUUUCAUGCUCAAGAGGCAGUAAAGUGUUGUUAUGGGGCCUGUCUGAAGUUUCGCAGCGUCUGUUGUGUUAUUCCACGUGAAGGAGAAAUGUGUGAAAUCUCAUGUUGGCAGGGACGGGUUUCAUUCAAGGAAAAAAGAGAAUGGGUCUUUAAGGAACGGCCUUUUAAAUGCCCCAAAUAUUUGGUUAGGCCACUCGGCAUAUAUCCGCUGGGGCGGGGGGGGGUUGUAAUUUAGCAACCAGGUGGGAGGGUGAGAUUAGAUAAAGUGUAAUAAAUGUGCAUGUAAUUUAUUACCACGGUUCCAUUCUAUCUAAUAGCACUGAGUGAUUUAACCAGGCUCGUACAACAGUGGAAAAAUAUCACGGUUCACUUUUUCCCCCAUGCAUAUAUCCAGUAAACUCAUACUAAGAGGGCUUAGCAGUCCCGAUGCCUGUAUUUCAGAGAAGCGCGAUUAUAUCUAUAUAUAAAUAAAAAACCUUCAUCUGCAUGUAUGUAUGUCUGAAAACCUCUUGGGUAUUUUCCCAAUAAGGUAGAAAGCUCAUAUUUGGCACGUAGCU
Molecule: messenger RNA, 5257 nt
Organism: Petromyzon marinus (sea lamprey)
Lineage: Eukaryota; Metazoa; Chordata; Hyperoartia; Petromyzontiformes; Petromyzontidae
Product: somatostatin receptor type 1-like
Biological process (GO): neuropeptide signaling pathway; cellular response to glucocorticoid stimulus
Cellular component (GO): neuron projection; plasma membrane
Molecular function (GO): somatostatin receptor activity; neuropeptide binding
Source: RefSeq, a predicted model, not a curated record